UCGGCUUUGAUUUUCUUUGUCUCAUUGUGUAGUCCCUUUUCAGAUCUCACAACCGCGCCCCCCCGGUUCGACGAUCUGACCGAUCAACUGCCAAGGUGGCCAUGUCUUCCACCACCGAUCCCGAGGGCAAGGGGGAUGUCAAUGAUUUCCUCCUGCGCAUUCGGGAACUCGGCCAGAAGCGCGACAAGGAGGACGAACAACGCACUAAGAAGUUGGAGGAGGAGAUCUUGCAGGGUCGCAGAGAGAGACAGGCCCGAAGAGCUGAACGUGCCCGUUCGCUCUCACCCACCAAAGACUCCCCGCCGUUGUUCGACCCGGCUCGGAUGAGCAUGUCCGCACUGGGCCAGCGAGCCAUCGAUCCCCCGCAACAACUCGAACCGACACCGCGCACCCCGGAGCACAUCACCCCUCCCAGACCUGCCUCGGUACGAGGCGACGAGUUUCCGAGUCCCAGUGCGAGCCGCAGAGGCUCCACGGUGGAAGCGACGAGUAGCCUGGAAACGUCCCCAAGACCUGCAUCGCCCAGUCUGCGGAGUAGGACCGGGACCCUGUCCUGGCAGCAACGACCGGCCUCGCGCGACCUGCAUACCAACAGAUCGCUCUUUUCGACCUCCCCGACGCGCACAAACCGCCUGCGAACCAUGUCGACCGCGUCCAACAACGACACGGGAAUUCCACCGAAUCUUUCCGCUUCCUCCCCUUCAUCCAAAGACACGCGAUCGCCGCCGCGGCCGGACACAAUAGGACUAACAUCCCCACCCCGGGAAGGGUCGAAGGAAGAUCAACAUCACGGCUCACCCUCCGGCGCAAGUACCAAGGCGACCGCCAUGGACCGUGAGAAGACUCCCGAACCGACCAAGGAAAGCGCCCAGCAGGAGAACCUCGAUGAGCGAUCCCGCUCCCCGUCAAGAGCGAGCUCGAUAUUUGCGGAAAGCAGCCAGGGACAGCGGUACUCGAGUGUAUCGUCUGUCUCGACGGCUACGGGUCUAGGUUCCCCGGUACCUCUGUCCAACGCGCAGAAGUUCGAACCCCCACAAACGGAACCGGCAUCUGAAGAGCAAACAAUGGGCCCUCCGUCCCCACGACGAAUGUCCCCCGAACGGUCCACAUCACCGACAAAAGGACUGGGUGGGUUCGUCCAGAGCGCCAUGAUGAAGCGGUCCGACAGCGUGUCUAAGCGGUGGAGUGCUCAGUUACCAUCUGGGCUGUCUAGGGCAGACCCCUUUGCGAGCAAUCGCAAUAGCUUUGCCGCGCCUACCGGCACUGAUGUGCUCUCCCUUUCGCCCACCUCCAAGGCGGCUCGGGAGGGUUCGCUGUUACCCUCUCACCGGCCCGGCUCGAGCCAUAGCGAGGCAACGGUAGUCCGUCCGAUGAACGACAGCGAACGCCCCGUCACCCCGCCGGUCCCUGGCAGCGUCACCGGCACACGAGCCGAUGAGAGCCCGAGACGCGCUCCCCUUUCCCUCCAUACAAGACCGGGCAGUUCAUUGGGCAGUGAAGUGAACUCGGAGUCCAAUCCGCCAUCAUCGUCAAACCCCGCGGCCUCGCGGACGAUGGACCCGAAACGGUGGAGUCCCACCAAAUCAACCUGGUUGGAAAGCGCCUUGAACCGCCCCGAUUCCCCCCGUCACAAGAAGAGCCCAUCCCAGCAAGCCACCUGGUCUCCGUCCCGGCAGUCGAGGGGUAGCACUGAUCUGGGUCGCGUCAACAGCUUCAAGGAGGUCACACCUGUCGGGCUGAUGCGCACGGCUGCUCCUGGUCGCCACUCCAAGAAAUCCAGUGUGUCCGGCAUUCCCGACGUCUUUGCCUUGAAACCGACGUUGGAACCAGCCUUGGAAUCGACGUCGGACUCGGCCUCAAAAUCGACGUCGGACCCAGCCUUGAAGUCGACGUCGGACCCAGCCUCGAAAUUGGUAUCGGACCCAGCCUCGAAAGCGGCAACGGACGAGAAAGCCAACGUUCCUACCCCUACGGAACGACCGUCCGAGUUGCCUGUGGAGAACAAGGACUCGGUGCCGCGCGCAGAGGAGACGGAUACUACAGGCCGAAAAGAGAUCACUCGCAAACGUGCCCCAUCUGUCUUGGCUCCGGUACCUAGGACGGAUAGCGAACUGCCCCUGUCUACCUCUAGAGAUCCUCUGCUCAACCGACCGAAACCGCAGUCCCCCGUCAUCGAUUUCCGAGCGAACUUGAAACGGCGAGAAGUUGUCAAAGAUGACUCCCCUCGGGCAGAACCCGAAUUCAAGAAUGUCUUCGGAAGGCUGAGAAAAGCGGAGUCUUCGACCUAUGCCGCCCCCGACGAGCUCAAGGAUAAUAUCCUCAAAGGGAAAGCAGGUCUCAACAACUCAGGGGGCCCGAGAAAGACACAAAGAGUCGAUGAACUCAAGGAGAGCCUGAACAAGCAAAAGGAAGCCAUGAAAUCCGGUGGAGGGUCUACGAGAAGGAGUACAGUCGGGCAAGACGAUGCCCCCGCAAAGAUUGUCGUUCCAGAGGCGAUUGCAAAGCGUCAGAAUCUGGCCAAGUCUAAUAGUGACAAGACCAACGAGCAUGGCGCCGCGUUGUCCCCCCAAUCUCCGCGGGAAACAGGAACGUCUUCAGGGUCCCCGGACCCGCCCUUUUCGGCGCUGUCACCACUGUCACCUCAGCCUGACGAGUUCGGGGAGAGUCUUCGCAGCCCCGAAAUUCCCACUUCGGGUACGGACGAGGACCGCAGCCAGGGAGCAUCUCCGGCUAAGGAGGAAGAGGGGACUAAGCGGGACCUUGUAGAUGCCACGCCUAAGCCCGAGCCUGCGGGCGACACCCAAAUUAAGCAGGAUAUAUCAACCGAGGAAACCAUGAAACCGGUGCGUGACUUGCCGUCGGGGAGUGUCGCUCAGGCUGCAGACACGCCUGCAGCGGCUGCAGCUCCUCCUACUAAAGGGAAACUUGCAGGCCGACUAAAUCCUGCUUUGGCGGGUCUCUUGUCGCGUGGUCCUCCCCAGGUGGGCGCCAUGAAUACAUCGUCCUCGCUGAACGCAACAAGCAGCGAGACUGGAUCGUCGAAAAGCGAGCCUGCGACACUGACACACAUAACGAAGAGUCGUGCAAGAGGCCCUAAGAGACGUCUGCCCAAGACCGUCGUCCCCGAGGCGGCUGCACCAGAAGCCCCAACUUCGCCUUCGAAAGAGGUGCCUCCAAAGGAUGAGACCACUCCGACAUCGUCGUUCGAUAUCCAACGAUCAGAGACAAGCCCCUCGCCGGUGGAGGAGCCCAUGCCCAACUCUAGCAACUGGCCCCUCCCUGAUAAGGUCCUCGACACGCAUGCUACCGCACCGGACAGCCAUGCGUCCCAACCUACUCAACACAGGAUUAGCAAGCCGACAGAAUUCAAAAGAAGCUUGCCUCGUCUAUCAGAAAACCAAAUCAAGUUACCUUUGGAAAGUGUUAGCUCAGAUCCUCCCACGGAGGCGGCCAAAGCCCCUCAUGAUCCUGGGACAGUUCGUGGCGACUUGGGAAACACGAGAGAGACCCCCUCGAACCGGUCGUCUCUCAUGUCUAGAAUGGCCGCCUCUCCAUCCACACCUCCGGUAGGCCAAGCGCGCAGCUCGCAAAUUCACUACUCUUCUCCUUCUCCGUCCCCUCUCCGAACGAGCCUCAACGGGAACCAGGCCCCGCCACCUCCGACGCCCCCGAAAAUUUGGUCUGGCAUCCCCUUCAUGUCUUCACGAGAGACUUCCCCCAAGCACAAGUCCUUACCCUCACCUCCUGUGCCCCGGAAGAGCUCUAGCCCCUCCGUCGAUCAGUCUGCCUCACCUAGAUCCUCGGGGUCGCUGGUACCCCAGGCCGACGAAUCAUUGGCGGCCAUCUCGAGUUUCUUCAAUACGUUUCCCAACUCGAGCGACCGCGUGAACAUUGAUCCCCAGUUGAUGCUGGCCAGCCGGGGCGAGACCGACCGAAUCCGGACAUUGAAGAUGCAGAUAUGGGAGAUCACCGGCGAUGGCCGGAAACAAGACCUCCCGGUCAACCAAGAAUACAUCCUUUACGAAGGUAGCAUGUACCUGUGCGUGCAUGUGUUUGAAGACGAGACGAGUCAGCGAUCAGAGGCCCAGCUUUGGUGUGGGGACGGGGUCCCCGAUUCCGCCAUUGAUGAUGCGCAGUCCUUCUCCCGCAAAGUCGCCAAAGAAAACUGGUGCAAACUCGAGGUCAUCAAGCAAGGCAAAGAGCCCGCUCGUUUCAUCCAGGCUCUGGGAGGGAUCCUGAUCACCCGUCGGGGAUCCAGCUCGCGGUCCAGCUCGUCUGCGAUCUUCAUGCUCUGCGGUCGCAAGCACCUGGGCCAGAUGGUGUUCGAUGAGGUUGAUUUCUCUCGACGCAACUUGUGCUCCGGAUAUCCCUUUGUGAUCUCUUCCAUGUUCGGCAAACUGUUCCUGUGGAAGGGACUGGGCAGCUCCGCCGAAGAAGUCGGCGCUGCGCGGCUCAUCGGGAUGGAUCUGGGACUGACUGGGGAAUUUGAAGAGGUGACCGAGGGGGAAGAGCCCGAGAGUUUCUCGGAAGCUUUCCCCCUGAGCGAUGACCAAGGGGACUACAUGAAAUCCGACCACUGGAAGCUCAAGCCUCAUCACAGCCAUUUCCAAGCCCGGCUGUUCCGCGUUGACCACGAGCUGGGCCAGCGGUCCGGGUUCUGGAUUCGACGAUCGGGCUCCAAUUCGCCCAUCAUCCGGCCGAAUGACACCGUCCAGGAAGUCGAAGUGUUCUGCCAGAAAGACAUCUCCGCCAAGGGUAUCUACGUGCUCGACACGUUUUUCGAGAUCUACGUGAUCGUUGGCGAACAAGCGUCCAAACGACCCGCGGAAUUCGCAUCCGCCGUGGUCUUUGCGCACGAAUACGGCAUCUUGGCGGCGUCUCUCCAAGACCGACCUUUCAUCCCCAAGAGCUAUGUCUCUCUCGGUGGGGUUCCGGAAUCCUGUCGCAGCGCGCUCCGCAAGUGGGACGGGGAUGCUUCACGGCCGGCCCCGCAGGUGUUUCCACUGAACGCGGCCAUUGAGGCCAUCCGGUCCUCAUAGAGCGCCUUCCAGAGCCUUCUACUUCCUUCCUCAUUCUCUUAUUUUUCCUUUGUAGCUGAACAUCCUUGUUCUUAUGGACAAUUUCCUUAUCUGUGAAUAGAGUUGCAUCUGGCCCGGUCCAUAUGGUGGAAGAGAGACACGACGACCCGGGGAGCAUCUUUCAAGGAGCCUGGGCGAAGGGCGGGGCGAAUUCGGGUUUAUCUAUCCAUGUAUCUCUCUAUCUGUUUGAUGGGAGUUUAUCUAUUUUUGUUUCUGGCGUGAUUGGCGCUCGGGGUGGGCGGGGAUUCAUACACUGCUUGCUAUGUUGUUGUAUCAUUCUCAGAUGAUCUAGAUGAUCUGUGGGAGUGAGUGGAUUGUAUGAUUAACUCUCCUACCAUGAUUUGAAAGGACUAGACUAGGUAUAUGCCUAGGUGUUUACCUGACUGCUUAUGAGUAUUGAUAAUAGUCAUAGCUGGC
Molecule: messenger RNA, 5495 nt
Organism: Aspergillus campestris IBT 28561
Lineage: Eukaryota; Fungi; Ascomycota; Eurotiomycetes; Eurotiales; Aspergillaceae
Product: putative gelsolin repeat protein
Exons: 5
Coding region: 102-5039 (1645 amino acids)
Biological process (GO): actin filament severing; barbed-end actin filament capping
Molecular function (GO): actin filament binding; phosphatidylinositol-4,5-bisphosphate binding
Source: RefSeq, a predicted model, not a curated record